Catharus ustulatus (Swainson's thrush) is the source of this 3738-nucleotide messenger RNA. RefSeq names its product cyclin L2 (gene CCNL2). The transcript is spliced from 7 exons. Gene Ontology annotation, cellular component: nucleus. Gene Ontology annotation, molecular function: cyclin-dependent protein serine/threonine kinase regulator activity. The coding region runs from base 2651 to 3580 and encodes 309 amino acids. NCBI's taxonomy places the organism in Eukaryota, Metazoa, Chordata, Aves, Passeriformes, Turdidae. Gene Ontology annotation, biological process: regulation of transcription by RNA polymerase II. The record is from RefSeq and is a predicted model, not a curated record.
AAUUCAUUAUAUAACCAAUGUUUUAUGUUCUGUAAAGCUUUGAGGAGGCUGCCUGGAAGCUCUGUGGACUGCACAUGAUGAUCAGUGAAUUCAGUGAGAUUAGUUUCUUACCAUCCUGAUGUUUUCUUUCUCAUUUAAGAGACUCUUACUAAUUGUUCUCGUAUCACUGCUGAGUGACGGCGAGGUGGCUGCAGGUGCUCAGUAUUCCUGGAAGGCAAAUUGGAUCAGUAGGUAGCUGUGGUGGUGGAAAACAUCACCUGCACUUAGAUCCCCAAGCAGGGAGGAGUUUGGAGGCCUGGGGUUGUCCUCAUCACUCCUGGUGGGAACAUGCUGAGGUAUUAAAGCUCUGUGAGCCCAUUUAGUGCUUGGAGUGUGUUAAAACCAGGCUUAGGCUUGGCUGGAGAUGAGACAAGGCUCGGUAUUAACAAGGGUCAGAGUGGAUGAUACUUGAGAGAUGCAAUUAACUGGUAAAAGAGCUUCUGUUUCUGUGCCAACACAAUUUGGGAUCUUGCUCUUUUCUCCUCUAAAAAAACUCCUGCUCAGAGCCUUCUUUGAGCUUCUUGACACUCAGAAUUUCCUCUUGUCAUCCCCCCCAGAGUGCAGCUGUAGUUUGUUCAUUGGGGUGAAUUUUGCCAUCAUUCUUCCUCUCUGCAGCCUUGUUUUCCUUCCAAACCCAAGGAAAAACCCUCAGAACUGAACAAACCACACACAGUGUUAGCUCUGUUCUCUGCAAGCACUGCCAACUUCCUCACUGCUGAUUGCAGCUUUUUCUCCCAGGCUGCAGCUAAAACAGGAUUUGUGAGGUGUGUAGGAGAACAGAAUCAAUCCACAAAACCUCUAAAUCAGAACCAAUCCUCAAAAUCAGUGUAAAAAAUCCCCCAAAUCAAAGACCUGGCUGAGUAGCAGGACAAGGUGUGGAUGGACACUGGGGAUGGUGCAAACACUUCAUGGGAGUGUUUUAGGCCUUGAGAGAGGAUCACAGAUGCCUCAUGGAUGUCCCUCUGAAAUAAGCAGGUGGCUCUCCAGAUGCUUGGUAAUAACUCAAUGACCCAUAUCUUCCAGAUAAUCGUUAUGUACCUUCAGGUAUUAGAAUGUGAACGUAACCAACACCUGGUCCAGACCUCAUGGUAAGUUGAUUUUCUUUGUUCUAAGAGACCAGAAGGGGCAGUAGCAGAAAUAUGUCACUUGAGGCACUGGGCAGCAUUGCUCAGCAGUGCUUGGGGUCACCCCAGACAGCUCCACUGUCCUUGGUGUGCCCCAAACUCCUUCCCAAAUGUUGAGCGGCCUCUUAAGUUCGAGGCAGUGUUUUAAUGGUAAGGUAGCUUUCCACCCUGACUUCUCACUUCCCUCCUCUCUGCUCUCACUCUCCAGCUGAAGGGGAAAAGGUUGGGUGGGUUUAGAGUUGUUCCCUUGGGUUCUUCUUCAGGGAAAACUUUGGGUGGAGUUCAAGUCUGUUCCCAGUGCUGGGAAAUGGCUUUUCCCAGGGCCUGGAUCAAAACCUCAGCACAGAUAAAUUUCUUUAUGUGGAAAAUGCAAGAUGUCAGCUUGUAAGCCUGGAUAGAUGGAUAGCCUGGAUUCAUGUUUGCCAAGAAAUGUUCUCUGCCUUGUUGCUCUCACUUAAUAAAUAUUUGCUUGGGGGUGGGAAGCUUCUGUAAAAUUCCACCCCUUAAACUUUACCAAAUAAUGCUUUUUAAACCAUAACUCCUUUUAACAAUACCAAUGGUCUAAAAGAAAACCACCUUUAGUGAAUCCAAAGACCAUAUUUCUGCUGACUGAACUGUCUGGUACUGUGAGCUGUGUGUAGAGAACCAGUUUUGACUUUUCUUUUCUGUACUCUUUUGAUCAAAGGGUAGCCUCUGAGGGUAAGUGACUAAGACUUCUCCUCUGCUGCCCAUGGUGCAGGGAUAGCUGCCGUCUUCAGUCAACCCAAAGCUCUCCAAAGAGAAGGCUGGCUCUAGACAGCAACCUUACUGAAAUGGGACAAUUUGGAAACCUUAUUUCAUGUGCCAAAGAGGAGAUGUGCCUGAAUACUGACUGUUCUCCUGAACUGAUGUUCCCACACACCCUGAUUUCUCCUAUGGCUGACUUUUUACACCAAAAAGAAUUCUGUUCUGGAUGGAAAUGGACCCUUGAAUCCCACUGGAAGCUGAGCUGUGCUGAAGAGGAUUGCAUUUCAUGGGAGAACUGCUCCAGGAGCUGCAGCUUUUGCCAGACCCUGGUUCUGCCCCAUUGCAGGGGAAUGUGUGAACCUAAAAUUCUCUAACUGAGUAUUUCUGAGCACACUGUAUGUUGUCUUGAUGAAAAUAACUUGUUUAUUGCAUGAGAGCAGGCCAGUAGAGAUCCAGCAGCAAAAGUGAAGUUAAAAUUGGUUCUCUUCUCACCACUGAAUUUUCAGCAGUCAGACUUUUUCUGUCACACCUCCCUCCCCUUGAGGGAUUUAUUUUAGUUAUUUCUUUUAUUUUUUUUUCUUUUAGUAAAAUCAUUCAGCUUCUCUUUAGAUUUCCAGGAAUAUAAUGUUGAACUAGUAACUGAGUGCAGAAAUAAAUAGCUUUUGUAGAAGUAAAAUCAAAUCAAAAACCCAGAGAAAAAGAAGCCCAAAGAGCUUUGCAGUGCCUUUCAACCUCCUGCUGUUGUGUUUUUCAGGAAUUACAUGAACGACAGCCUGAGAACAGAUGUCUUUGUGAGAUUCCAACCAGAAAGCAUUGCCUGUGCCUGCAUUUACCUGGCAGCCAGGACACUGGAGAUCCCGCUUCCAAAUCGCCCACAUUGGUUUUUACUGUUUGGAGCCACAGAGGAAGAAAUUCAAGAAAUCUGCUUAAAAAUCUUGCAGCUCUACACAAGGAAAAAGGUGGAUUUAUCUGAUCUGGAAAGUAAAAUAGAAAAGAAGAAAUUGGCUAUUGAAGAGGCAAAGGCACAAGCUAAAGGUCUGGUACCUGAGGGAAUUCCAAGCUUGGAUAACACAUCGGGAUUUUCCCCUAUCCCAAAAAAUGAGUCUCCAAAGGAGGUUAAAGGAAAUAAACCUUCACCACUACCUGUGCAGGCCAUGAAGAAUGCUAAGAGGAAAACAGAGGGAGCCAAGAGAACCAGCUCCAACAGCCCAGUGAAUGGUGUCCAGAAAGGAAGAGAGAGCAGAAGUCGGAGUGGAAGCAGAGAUCAGAGCUACUCCAGGUCACCAUCGAGGUCUGCAUCCCCUAAGCACAGGAAAAGCGAGAGUUACUCCACAUCCAGCGGCUCCAAGUCGCAGAGCCGCUCCCGCAGCCGCAGCGAUUCCCCCCCGCGGCAGUUCAACCACAGCUCUGCCUACAAGGGCUCCAAGGUGCGCAGCUACAAGAAAUCCAAAGACUACAAAUACUCGGCGCACAAGGCGCGCAAGUCCCGCAGCCGCAGCUCGUCGCGCUCCCGCAGCCGCUCCCGCGAGCGCUCCGACCACUCGGGCAAGUACAAGAAGAAAAGUCACUACUACAGGAACCACCGGCACGAGCGCUCCCGCUCCUACGAGCGUGCCGGGCACCGCUACGAGAGGGACAGGGACAGGGACAGAGAGAGGGAGCACCCGGGCCACAGCCGGCACCGGCGCUGAGAGCCGGGCACAGCUGGCACCAGUGCUGAGCUCUGGGCAUGGCCAGCACCCAGGGCACAGCCGGAACCCAGAGCACAGCCGGCACUGCUGCUGAGCUCUGGGCACAGCCACUGAGCUCUGGGCACAGCCAGCACCUGGGGCGCACAGCUGGAACCUGG